CUUUAUCACUGAAGAAGGCAGCAGUGAUGUCUCCCAUCCCAUCCCAAACAGUGCGGAAGGCAAAGAGCAGUGCCAAAAAACUAUCAACACGUCUUGGCUUUCCUAUUUGCCGUGAAGGAGGUAAAUGAUGACCCCAAAGUUUUACCAAAUGUCAGCCUGGGAUUCCAUAUUUAUGACAGCUACUUCAAUGCAAAAAUGACUUAUCAGAACACCUUGAAUGUUCUCUUUAAUUUGAAAAAAGCCAUACCUAACUACAGCUGUGACACUGAGAAGAAUUUGAUAGCUAUUAUUGGGGGACUUGAUUCUGAAACCUCUCUCCAUAUAGCCAACUUCUUAAGCAUCUACAAGAUUCCACAGCUUCACCCUUUUCUGAGGAGCAUCUCAUUCAACAACAGUGCUGGGGACACCAUUUAUUUUAAUGAGAAAAAUGAACUAGCUUCUGGAUUUGAUAUUACCAACUGGAUUACUUUCCCAAACAAAUCCUUCAUAAGAGUGAAAUUGGGAAGGAUGGAUCCACACGCUUCACCAGGCACCGAGUUCACCAUUAAUGAAAGCAUCAUCACAUGGCACAAGAAUUUUAAUCAGGCCCUGCCACUUGCUGUGUGUAAUGACAACUGCUAUCCAGGCUACAGCAGAAAAAGGAAGGAGGACAAGCCGUUUUGCUGCUAUGAUUGUGCUCCAUGUCCAGAAGGGAAGAUUUCAGACCAGAGUGGUUGCAAAGACAUGUCUAAUGUAACCAUCGUAAGAUAUUUCCUGCUUCUGGGAUUUUCAGAGCAAAGGGAACUCCAGAUCUUACACCUUGCAGUCUUCACAGCAAUGUACAUGGCAAUUCUCAUUGGAAACUUCCUCAUCAUCAUUCUGGUAGCUAGAACUACCCACCUUCAGACCCCAAUGUAUUUCUUCCUUGUCAACUUAUCAGUUGUUGACCUUGGAUCCACAACCGUCACCAUUCCCAGAUCAAUAGCUAAUGCCCUGAUGAACACAACACAUAUUUCUUAUUCUGAAUGUGCUGCACAAAUGCUUUUGUUCGUCCUCUUCAUGUCAUCAGAUAUUUUCCUCCUCGCUGUCAUGGCCUAUGACCGGUAUGUGGCCAUCUGUCACCCACUGCACUAUACCUCUGUGAUGAAGUGGGGAAGGUGUAUUCAGCUGGCUGGUGGGGCAUGGGCAGCAGGCUUCCUUAAUGCUGCUUUGCACACAGGUACCAUUUUUUCACUGCCCUUCUGCUCCAACAUCAUCACUCAGUUCUUCUGUGAAAUCCCACACCUGAUGAAGAUCUCAUGUGCUAAUUCGUACUUGAAUGAAAUGUGGCCCCUUCUCUUUAGUUCAGCCUUAGGUCUUGGCUGCUUUGUGCUCAUUGUUACAUCCUAUGUUCAGAUCUUUACUGCAGUGCUGAGAAUGUCCUCGAAAGCAAGUAGACAGAAAGCCUUCUCUACCUGCAUUCCCCACCUCACUGUUGUCUCUCUCUUACUUAGUACAAGUCUCUUUGCCUAUGUCAUGCCAACCUCCAGCCCUUCAUUUAAUCUGGAUGAAGUGCUUGUUGUGAUAUACUCAGUGUUUCCUCCAAUGAUGAACCCGUUAAUUUACAGCAUGAGGAAUAAGGAUGUCAAAACUGCCCUGCGGAAGCUGUUUUACCAGAAACUUCCAAACAAUAAAUCAGUUUCAUAGUUUAAAAACCACCACCACCACUGCCACAUGUGAUUUGAGGUGUUUGCCAUUUCUACCCCUGCUUAAAAUAUCAAGGAAAUGGAAAUUUAAAGUACCUUAAUGUUCACACCAUUUAAGCAGGGAAUACUUUGUCAAGGGUUGUCUAUUAUGCUAGCUUGCAAACUUGGUUCCAUGCAUCCAUACUUUGCCCUGGCUUUUGGGAUGGGGGAGGAGGCAUUCAACAGGUGCAGCAGCUUCCUCAGUCACAUGCUUCAUGUAGCCAUGAUGAAUUUUUGCCUGAACACAUCUGUUUAAGGCACUCUGCUUCCCUGCCACAAUCACAAUUUGUAGAGAAUCUCCAGGCAAGAAUUCUACAGGUUAGCCAGUUUCCCAAUCCCUUGCUACAGAUGUAGAUGAUGAAUUUCUGUCUGAGACAUCCGUACAAGGCACAUUUCUUCCAUCAAAUACCACCUACUAUAGUAAGUGUCUGGGCAGACAGUCAAUAGGUUUAUCCUGAAAAUGUCCAUACUGCAAGCAAGUAAGCAAGCAAGCAAAAACAAACAAACAGGAACAGUUGAAGCCAUCUGGGAAGGAGGUGAAGAAAGAUAGUCUGCAUGGACAAACUGGGGAUUUUAAGCCUUUGGACUAAUGCAAAUGACACUAAUCAGGAGACUAUUUUUCACAUAGCUAAUAUUAGUAUAGGGGCAGCACACACAACAGUCUCUUGUGAAUAAGGAAAACAUCAGGCUGGACACAAGUUGGUUGCCAUUCAGGGCAGUAUGCCAGACAGAGUCUUGUAGCAAAAUGAAGUAUUGAGCUAGAUGCAAAGCUAUGGUGCCCCAGAGGGGACAGUCUCCUGUUUGACAGAAUUGAAAAAGACUGUGCCGUUGAAACAGAUUUUUCCCCCAACUGGUGUUCUGCUUUCAGAUUUAUAUUUCUAUUCUCUAACAUUGCUUGCUUGGGGGUUUCAGAGCUGCCUUUGGCUGUAUCUGCAACAGGAUUGUAGUGCACCUCUUUUUAUCUUUAUUGGUGUAGUUUAUGCUAUAUAUAUUGAGUACAAUGUAAUACCUUUAUAUAAUCAAAAUAUAGUUUUUAAACCAGC
This is a messenger RNA of Podarcis raffonei (Aeolian wall lizard), 2746 nucleotides long. Its product is annotated as olfactory receptor 14I1-like. Gene Ontology annotation, biological process: G protein-coupled receptor signaling pathway. Gene Ontology annotation, cellular component: membrane. Gene Ontology annotation, molecular function: G protein-coupled receptor activity; olfactory receptor activity. The transcript is spliced from 5 exons. The record is from RefSeq and is a predicted model, not a curated record. Bases 196 to 1665 code for a protein of 489 amino acids. NCBI's taxonomy places the organism in Eukaryota, Metazoa, Chordata, Lepidosauria, Squamata, Lacertidae.